Molecule: messenger RNA, 2380 nt
Organism: Hydra vulgaris (swiftwater hydra)
Lineage: Eukaryota; Metazoa; Cnidaria; Hydrozoa; Anthoathecata; Hydridae
Product: pre-mRNA-processing factor 39
Biological process (GO): mRNA 5'-splice site recognition; RNA processing
Cellular component (GO): nucleus; U2-type prespliceosome; commitment complex
Molecular function (GO): pre-mRNA 5'-splice site binding; protein binding
Source: RefSeq, a predicted model, not a curated record
CAAAAUUUGAAAUAGUAAUGCCAACCAGUGAAAGAAGGAGAAAAAUGGAGAAAAAAGAGUUUAAAGAAGCAUCUAAACGACGUAAAGUUGUGACAAAUCACUUCAGUCAAUGAAUUUGUUCAGAUGAAGUGUUUUGUUCAUGAUGAAGUGUUUUGUUGAUUAGAGAAACUAAUAAGUAAUGGUAAGAAGACGUGCUCCUGCUCAAAAGGCUUUAACUCCAGAAAGAGUAAAAUUUACAGCUGAUAAUGAAAAUGGUGAUAUUUGCGAAGAAAACAAUUUUAAAAAUGAAUUAGAUGAGGAAUCUACAAGUACAUUGAAAAGUUUUGACACUAUAGUUGAAUCUUAUAACUAUCUGCCACCUCAUACAGAAUAUCAAAAACAAUUAUCAGAAAAGGGAAAAAAAUUAUGGGAAGCUGUUAAAGAAGAUUAUUUUAAUUUUACUAAUUGGACUACUUUAUUACAGACAUUAGAAGUAGAGGACAAUAUUGAUGCUGCAAGAGAUGCUUAUAAUUGUUUCCUAAGAUACUAUCCCUACUGCUAUGGAUACUGGAAAAAGUUUUCUGAUGUAGAAAAAAAAAGUGGAAACUAUGCCCAAGCUACUGAAAUUUUUGAGCGUGGUCUCAAAGCAAUUCCGAUUAGUGUUGACCUAUGGAUUCAUUACAUUAAUUUUACUAUGCAACAAAAUAAGUUGAAUGAAAAUCAACAGCUCAUUCGAAGUUUGUUUGAUCGAGCAUUAGAUUCAGCAGGAAUGGAGUUUAGAUCAAACAAAUUAUGGGAUACAUACAUUACAUGGGAAAAGUCACUAGGCAAUUUAAAACGUGUUACAGAAAUAUUUGAUAGGCUCAUAGCAACACCUACUCAGCAGCAUUUGAGAAAUUGGCAAAGAUUCAAAGAACACUUGCAAUCAAAUUCUUUAGCAGAAGUCUUGCCUAUAGAAGAAUAUAAUAAAAUAAUGCAGGAAAUGGAUGCUGUUCCUCCUGGCAUGGGCAUCGAAGAUAUAGCACCUUCAAUAAUUUUAGAUAAAUUAGGAAAAGAUGUUGAAGAAAAGAAUAAUGAUUUGCCUGUCGAGAGUGCUGCAAUGAAAAAAAAAGUUAUUUCAGAAAGGGAGUUUGUUUAUAGCAAAACUGCAUGUGAAGUUACCAAGAGAUUGGAAUAUGAAGAGGCUAUUAAAAGGCCUUAUUUUCAUGUGAAACCUUUAGAAGUAACACAAAUAUCAAAUUGGAAUAAAUAUCUGGAUUAUGAAAUACAAGAAGGUGAAAAAAAGCGUAUUUUGUUUUUAUUCGAAAGAUGUUUAGUGGCAUGUGCUAUGUAUGAAGAUUUUUGGCACAAAUAUAUAGAUUUUGCUGAAAAGUAUGAUCCAGUAUUAACCUACAGUAUAUUUUAUCGCGCAUGCAACAUUCAUUUAAUAAAACAUUAUAAAAUACAUCUUCGUUGGUCAAUAUUUGAGGAGAAGCAAAAUAGAUAUGAUUCUGCUGCUCUUGUUUUGAAAAAACUAGAUACAAAUUUUCCAGGUUUGAUUCUCAUAACACAAAGAAGGGCUGGAUUAGCACGAAGGAUGAAAAAGUAUGACGAUGUUGUUAGUGUAUAUGAAAAUGCAAUCAGUAGGGCUGAAAAAAUAGAAGAAAAAAUAUUUUAUAGUAUUAAAUUUUCAAGGUUUCUAGGAAAGGUUGCAAAUAAUAAAGAAAAAGCACGAUCUGUUUUAUGGAAGGCUUUACAACUGGGGAAGAACCACAAAAGACUCUAUCUGCAAUUAAUGGACUUGGAAAUGUAUUGCGGAACUGUUGAAAUUAAUCAUGUUACACAUCUUUUUGAAGCAGUUGAUAAUGAUCUAAAUAUUGGACUUACUUUUCAAGAAAUGUUUCAACAAAGAAUUGUUGAGUUUUUGCAGGAAUUUUGUGACGAUAUUAAUGUUAUAAUUCAAGUUGAGGAGAAUUAUAAACUGACCAAAAUAAAAAGAGAGUCAUUAAAGCGUUCAAAUCAAAACAGUAUAUCAACUGAUGCUUCAUCAAAAGUUUUGAAAUCAGAUAUUCCUCUCCCAAGUGAAGAGCCAAAAGUUAUUGAAAAAUAUCCAACUUUUCCAGAUAGAAAUAAUUCUUGGUUUGAUUCAACAGGCGAGGGGAACAACUAUUACAAUUGGAGUGAUUACCCACAUCAGUUUAUUCACCAGCAGCAACAUCAGCAACACUACAAAUAGAUUUUGAUCAUUGAUUGAAAUUUUAAAGAAGCAAACUUGUAUUUGCAUUGGUUCAAAGUAAUCAUGGCUGACUUAGGAUUUAAACUUUGUAAAAAAGCAUAAAAAAGUUUUAUAAUGAUGGUUGACUUUGAAUUUAAGCUUUGUAGAAAGAAUUAAAAAAAACAACAACAACUAAUAUUAGAAAAA